Molecule: messenger RNA, 1087 nt
Organism: Sycon ciliatum
Lineage: Eukaryota; Metazoa; Porifera; Calcarea; Leucosolenida; Sycettidae
Exons: 4
Coding region: 239-853 (204 amino acids)
Source: RefSeq, a predicted model, not a curated record
AGAGCUAGAGUCGGACUCGCAGCCAACCAUUGCAGAACUGGCCCAAUGUAAUCGUGCCGAGAGGCUAGCAGGAGCUGGCUGGCUGAGCUGGAGCACGGAGAGGAUCAUAAAGAUUCUUGCCUCGUGGAUCGAGUCCGGCACUCGCUACUUGCUGCGGUGAUUAAGGGAAGCGGUAUUCUGUGCUGAGGACGAGGGACGGAAAGGCAGUUCCGGUCGACUGGAAUAAUUAUUUAAAAGCAUGGCAAAGCUGGAUGCUGACACGACGUCAUCUGACGAUAUUGAUUUAACAUGCGAUGAAGUGCUGCCGCCAGAGCCGGUGGAAGAGAGCGAGUUCGAACGUGAGUUCCGGUAUGAGAAGAAGUUGACUGGACAUGGCACGAUGGCCCAAGAACUGCUCUUCCACUCGGCAAGUGAGUCCAUGCUGAACAACGUGGAUGACUUGGAGCCGGUCAGCGACCAAGAGCGGCCCAAGUCACUGCCGCUGGCCAUCGCCAGUCCACAGGUGACUGUUGCGGCGUUUGUGCAGCAUGCUGCGCCGGGCCAGGUCGUGGCAAUGCCGGCGGCCACUGGCAUGACGGGCUCCAUGCCAGUGCAACAGUUCACGCUGUUUUCCCCGGCUCCGCGACAGGCUGUACCGGCGGCGACGUGUCCACUGCCGAUGCACGUGCAGCAGUGGUCCGCUGCACCAGUGACUGUCGCCGCCAGUCAAAUGGUCUUCAGACCGAUAGUGGCCGCAACACCAGCUUCGACUGCGGGCAUUCCUCUAGCACCUAUACCGUACCAGCUGUCACCAUUGCAGCCACAGCCGUUCCGCUACAGCUUUCAUCAACAACCAGACCCUGGAGCUGAGUAGUGCGAUGCAAACGUCAACCGAAAAACAUGAUUGUGCAAAUUUAUCCGGAUUAUCUCAGAGUAUCACAAACUGCUAUAUUUAUGAUGAGUGUGUCUAUUCCAAUAGGUUCUAUUGUUUUGAUUUGUUCCAACUUCCCAACCACAGUUAUUACUAUUUCAAUGCGGUGUGGCACAUAAUUAUAACAAAAUUCGCCUUGUGUCAAUGCAAAAUGAAAAAGAACGAAUGUUCGUUUUC